AUGAGCGGCUGGGCGGCGCCAACGACGAUUGAAAAGGGGCGAAAGCCCAACAAGACAAUUCCCGUACCUCCCGAAUAUCGUGUUGUCACGCUUGCGAGAGAGCGCGAUCUACUGGUCAAUGAAGUCUUGGUCAACACUGGUUGCACAGUCGUCCCGUACUCGGAACAAGGUCGUGUUACGCGUUUUGAGAUAUAUGGCGCUGCUGCAGAUGCUGCGGUUGCUAUGAUCAACAAGUGGAUCUCAAAGGCGCACGUCAAGUCCAAGGCUGCUUCGUCCUGGGCGAAGACGCCAGCGUUCAACGCCAAUGAUUGGUAUUAUGAGCAGAUCACGGAGAUGGAAUUGGAGCGCAAACAAAUGUUCAAGGGGCCAGUACCUGAGAUUGCUGAAGAUGCUCCCAAGAUGCACAGCGUCGUUGUUGACUGGCCAGAAGAUCUUCGGAACUAUCCCAUCACUCCUCGUGAUGCCUUUGGCAACAAACUCGAAGCUUUGAAUGAUCUCAGGAUGCGCGACGAGGUCUUCAUCACUCUGCUGCCGAAUAGGAAUGGUCUAUGGCAGGUCGAGAUCAAGGGCUUUGAGAACAAGAACGUUGAGACUGCAGAAGCACACUAUCGUAUCAUGAUUGACAAGGUUCGCGCAGACACUCUCGGAAUGCAACACAAUCUCAACCUGAUACUUGACGGAACCGAGGGUCUUGAUGUCCUGCUUGAGGAAGCCGAAGACUGGUUCCCGAACCGCACUGACAAGAUUGUCCCACGCCUCAUUCAUUCACCCAUGAUGUUUCAGAGAGGAUGUUUCAGAGAGGAUGGCCUGUAUCCUGCGCAAUACGCACAGAUUCAACGCUCUAUAAGGCAGGCUCUUGAGGCCGUUCGACGUAAGAAGGGCUCCUAUGACUUUGCCAUCCGCCUUGGAAGCUUGGUGCUUGGCUCAAAAAACGUGUCUGCUGACCAUAUUGGCAAAACUUUCCAGAGGGAUGAUUUUCUCCAUGCUGUCAAUUCUAGGGUUGAUCUUCUAGUCAAGAAGUGGGCGUUUGACACUGAGACUGGAUGGAAAAUGCUACACCGACUCAUGGCUGCUGUCCAUCUGCUCGAGCCAAGCAAGGCCGCUGGCUUCUUUGGAUUUCUUCCCCCUACGCUCGAAGAGACCCGGCCCAUGUUCCGCGGAACUUGGGUCUUCAGAGACCCUAAUGUGGCUGUCGCAAAGCCUGCUGUCGCACCCUUUCGCCAUGCAGGCAGACCCGCUCUUGCGCAGCCAGCAACCACCAGUGCUCCGGCAGCUCCAGCAACACCCAGCAGUCUGUUUGUUGUACAGGUUGAUUGGACAGAUGACGAAGAAGGUCUGUACGAGAAGCUCGAUACCCGUUUCUACAAGCUGGCAGCUGGAAAAAUGGGACCAAAUGUCAACAUGAACAUCAUCCUGCUCGAGUUGGGAGAGAGUCGUGGCUGGAGCUUUGCCCUCGAAUCUUUGAUGCCAGUCUCAACCAAACUCGUCUCACCUGCGCUGCAGGGCUUUGCUAAGAAUGUCACGAUGCAACCAAAGUACGAUAUUGAAUCAAAUGAAUGCUUCGCCCGCUGGGACGCCACACCGACAAUCAAGCAGUACCUUGUAACCUAUCGUCUGGACAAGAUCUACUCAUUUGGCAUCCAAGACACGUGCUACAAGGUCGAGCAUACAGCCAUGUGGUACGCUGGAAAGGAAAAAGCACCCGUCUGGGGCCUGGCCGUUCGUCAUGUAGAAUGGGCCGCUCAUCUUGCUGAGCUGGAGCGUCUGCCUGUUGGAGAUGAGGCGGCUUGGGGCGACACCAUUGCAACCUUUCUUCCUGACGACGGAUGCAUGUCUUCUAUAGACCCCGAUAGCAGCAAGAAGCAGACCAAACUGGACGGCGAAGAGAAGCAGGAUGAGCAUGCGCGCAAUGGGAUCCGUGUUCUCUUCCAGAAGGUGAUGCAGGUUUCUGAAGUUGUCAGCUUGGUUACUACUGCGACUGAUGGUGGGGUCUUGCUCGGAGAGUAG
Molecule: messenger RNA, 2007 nt
Organism: Plenodomus lingam JN3
Lineage: Eukaryota; Fungi; Ascomycota; Dothideomycetes; Pleosporales; Leptosphaeriaceae
Source: RefSeq, a predicted model, not a curated record